Molecule: messenger RNA, 1059 nt
Organism: Nematocida ausubeli
Lineage: Eukaryota; Fungi; Microsporidia
Exons: 1
Coding region: 1-1059 (352 amino acids)
Molecular function (GO): protein binding
Source: RefSeq, a predicted model, not a curated record
AUGAGUGAAGUAAUAGUGGUCUUUACAAAUAUGAAAGACAAGGAGUUUAGUACUCCCCCAAUGCAAAUAUCUGAUGACUUCACAGAUGCUCAAAUGGAGCAGUUUCUGAAUACGUACCUGCAGCAGAACAAAUCUUAUGCAUUCUUCUACAAUGGAGAACAGAUAGAAGAAAUGCCAAAAUGUGAGAAAGAAGAGACAAUAACAAUUGAGUUCAUUGCAGUGACAAAGAUCCUAUCUGAGACUGCAAAGAUAGAUGUUGAUAGCUCAAUAACCUCAAUCUCCAUAAGAAGGCAUCCUGACCUGCACAUGGACACAGUCAUUCUAUGUACUACCACAGGGGAAACAAAGGAGUAUUCACUUGGGCCUGGGACAGAACUCAUAAAGGAGUUUAACUCAUUUAAGCCAAUUAGGGCAGUAACCUCAACAGAAGAAGGGGUUUAUGUUCUGACCACGACAAAUAAAGUCGUUGACAUUGGGAAGGGUGAGAUUGUUUUUGAAGCAGACCAGCCCAUUAGAACAAUUGGAAACUGCAGGAAUUAUUUGGCAAUUGGGCUGGCCUCAAAUGAAAUUGUCAUUCUAGCAGACAACAAGGAGACAGCCCGGUUCAAAACAAGUGGGGAAAUUGGAAGAACUAUUUUUAGAGUAAUAGAGGAUGAAGUUGUUUUGGUGCUGGCUAUUGUGGAAGGGGCCAUUGAGGUCUACAAAGGGGAAGACUGGGCUAAAACAACAUUUAAUUUACCGACCCCAAUCACUGCAGCAGGAUAUGAAGAUGGAAAGGUCUAUGCAGGUGGGCUAGGGGGUGCAAUAUACAUAUGCAGUCUGUCAUCUAUGGAGAAGCAGUACCAAUCAGACGUUACAUUUAUUUCUAGAAUUGAAUGCGGGACAGUCUUCUUUGGAUAUUCCUGCAAGAAUAGCAUUAUGCUUAGAGACAAAGAAACGUACAUGGGAACACAUAAGAUAGAUCUUAGAACACCUGUGGCUGAUAUGAAGAUAUCAGGAAAGAGACUUUUUGUGGCAGAAGGAAACAGUCUAAAGAUAUUUAACAUAUUUGACGAAUAA